Messenger RNA from Neurospora tetraspora, 213 nucleotides. RefSeq names its product ankyrin repeat-containing domain protein. The transcript has a single exon. The record is from RefSeq and is a predicted model, not a curated record. Gene Ontology annotation, molecular function: protein binding. NCBI's taxonomy places the organism in Eukaryota, Fungi, Ascomycota, Sordariomycetes, Sordariales, Sordariaceae. The annotation marks the transcript as partial.
GGCCGCAAAGAGGUCGUCGAAAUGCUGCUCGAUAAGGGCGCCGACGUUAAUGCACAAGGCGGAUACUAUGGUACGGCGCUCCAGGCGGCCUCGGAAGGAGGCUACAAAGAGGUUGUCAAGAUGCUGCUCGAUAAGGGCGCCGACGUUAAUGCACAAGGCGGGCGCUACGGCACGACGCUCCAGGCGGCCUCGGAAGAAGGCCACAAAGAGGUC